Suillus subaureus is the source of this 1043-nucleotide messenger RNA. Its product is annotated as Prefoldin subunit 3. Gene Ontology annotation, biological process: protein folding; tubulin complex assembly; microtubule-based process. The record is from RefSeq and is a predicted model, not a curated record. Lineage: Eukaryota; Fungi; Basidiomycota; Agaricomycetes; Boletales; Suillaceae. Gene Ontology annotation, cellular component: cytoplasm; prefoldin complex. The coding region runs from base 1 to 639 and encodes 212 amino acids. Gene Ontology annotation, molecular function: tubulin binding. The transcript is spliced from 5 exons.
AUGUCUGCCAAGUCGGUAUUUCAAGAGGAGAAAAAUCCACGGGGUAUUCCCAAAGCUCCAUUCAUCGCGAAUGUCGAAGAAUAUCUGGGAGGCCCAGAUGGCGUGGUCGAGACUCCCCUGAAGAAUUUCCAGGAUGCUAUCGCGAAGUACCGAUAUAUGGAUGCCAACCUAACGCAACGACGAAAAGGUCUAGAGGACAAGAUCCCUGACAUCAGAAAGACCUUGCAUAUGGUGGAGUUCCUGCAAGAAAGAAGAGAAGGCAAGAACAAGAACGACGAUCUGGAGGAUGAUCUCAAUGAUGAGGAAAGCUCCGACAAUUCCAAAAAGCCGCUUACCACAACGUUCGAAUUAAACGACACGCUUUUCGCGGAAGCAGAACUUGAGGACACUGACACUGUCUAUCUAUGGCUAGGGGCGAAUGUUAUGCUAUCGUACAAAUUGUCGGAGGCUACGUCGCUCCUGCGAUCCAAAUUGGAUCUUGCAGAGGCCAGCUUAAAAGCUACGAUCGAAGACUUGGAGUUUCUGCGAGAGCAGCUGACGGUGAUGGAAGUGAACACUGCUAGAGUCUAUAAUUGGGAUGUUAAGCGGAGAAGAGAGCGUCGACUGGCUGGAGAAGCCGACGGAAAGAAGGGCGGCUAGCAUUUGUUAUUACUGCACUUGAGAAUUUUUCGGUUGCACUUUAGCGCUAUGAUAUCAACUUUAUUCUAUGUACUUUCGGCUUGCAUAUGCACGAACUCAGCGGCCAUUGGUCACUCCGCUCGAGCUUUCAACAGCCUUUGGACUUCAAGCUGUGGGGAAAUGACUCAGAGUUCAAAUGAUAUUGCGAGAUUGCUGCCUCUGCACUAUCGCUAGCUCUCAGUCUGACAUUGUCUUAUUUCUGAAGGUGUCAUACAAGCGAUAAUCUCGCAUGUACCCAUCUUGAAGCCGGGGUCAAGCGAUACGACCGCCGCUUUUCAGGUGGAGGGCGCAUAUGGAAUUGCAUCCGCGGGAUCAAACAUUCCGUCCUUAUGCUGGAACAAUGUUUGCAUGAAUGUUAACCGAAC